UAAGUAUGUUUGGGAAUAAAGUUUAAAUAAUUUUUUUUUCUUAUUUCAGAUGUGGUUCAUGCUACUGGCUACAUUAACCUCUUCUGCGGUAUACGCAGAUACCCUAGUGCCGUCUUGCAGCAAACCUGUUUAUUGCAAUAGUACUCUUUUGCAUCAUGUACAGUUGGCAAGAAUAUACAAUGAUUCGAAGAUUUUUGUAGAUCUCCAAAUGAAAAAUGAUCAAAAUAGCACGCUUGCGGCUUUUGGUGAGUUACUUAAGGAAACAAACGAUAAUCCCAGUCAAGAACAGAUAAAAAAAUUUGUAAACGAAUAUUUUGAUGAGGCAAGUGAACUUGAGACUUGGACUCCACCUGAUUACAAGCCGGACCCAGACUUCCUUGCAAGUAUUCGCGAUGAACAGUUAAGAGAGUUUGGUAAAAAUAUCAAUGACAUCUGGCCUACUCUUGGUAGAAGAGUAAAAGCAGAAGUUUUCGAAGAUCCCGACCGUUUCAGUUUUAUUCCCGUGAAUAACGGUUUUAUUAUACCUGGAGGCAGAUUUAAGGAACUCUAUUACUGGGACACGUAUUGGAUUAUUGAAGGACUUCUCAUAAGUGGAAUGAAAGAUACCGUCAAGGGAGUAAUAGGUAAUUUAAUCAAAUUACUAAGGACUCUUGGGCAUAUACCAAACGGAAGUAGAUGGUACUACCAAGAGCGAAGCCAGCCACCGUUGUUAACAGAAAUGAUGUAUUUGUAUAUUAAAAAAACAAAUGAUACUGAAUUUUUGAAGGAAAAUAUUAAUGACCUUGAAAAAGAAUUAAAUUAUUGGUUAGAUAAACAAGUAAUUACGUUUCGAGUUAAUGGUAAAUCACAUACACUCUUAAGGUAUUAUGCACCAAGCGAAGGACCGCGCCCAGAGUCAUAUUAUGAAGAUUACACCCAAGCCCAAUUAUUUGAAAAAAAGGAACGCCAACGUCAAUUCUAUAUUGAUAUAAAAAGUGCGGCUGAAAGUGGUUGGGACUUUUCUACACGUUGGUUCAUAAAUAAAGAAGGUAAAAACAACGGCUGCUUAUCCACAAUUCAUACAACUGAAAUUAUUCCCGUUGAUUUAAACUCUAUUUUCGCAAAUGCUCUUUUAAAUGUCGCAAAGUUCCAAAGCCUUUUAACGAACCCUCGUAGAGCCUCAUACUGGGCGUAUCUUGCUAAUGAGUGGCGUAAUACUAUAAAAGAAGUUUUGUGGAAUAAGGAAGACGGAAUUUGGUACGAUUGGGAUUUGACAAAUCAAGUACACCGUAAAUAUUUUUACCCGAGUAAUUUAGCACCAUUGUGGAUGGGUGCUGUUGAUAAAAUUUUUGUCAAAAUCAAUGCUCCUCGGAUUCUGGAAUGGCUUAUCAAAUCUCAUGGCCUUGGUUACCAGGGAGGCGUGCCUACGUCUUUGAUUCGAAGUGGAGAACAGUGGGAUUUCCCUAACGCUUGGCCUCCUCUAGUAAGCGUUGUAGUAAAUGCUCUAGAGGCAUUAGAAACUAAAGAAUCCCUUCACAUUGCUUUUGAAGUUGCUCAAAGUUGGGUUAAAGCAUGCCACACUGGAUUUACUGAAAAUAAACAAAUGUUCGAGAAAUAUGAUGUUGAACAACCAGGAAAAGUAGGCGGUGGCGGAGAAUAUACUGUGCAGACAGGUUUUGGUUGGUCUAAUGGCGUAGUUUUAGAAUUUCUUGCUAAAUAUGGUAAUAAAAUGUCUCUGAAUAAUUCAGACUCGCCUCUUCCGCUGUUUCCACCGUUGAGGUCUUCACCUGUAACCCUAGGCAAGGGGGCUGUGAUAUACCCCACAGCACUGGGUCCUCCCCUGAACUUAGCCAUCGACUUAUCCCGGCUUACUGAGAUACGUGAUGCCCACCCCCGCGGCGUGGACGCGUCAGGGAAGAGUUGCUCAGUUUUAAUUGAAACAAUCAUGCUUAUACAAAAAUUUCGACGAUAUGUACCUUUUUAUCCGGUACUAGGAUUGUUGGGCGCUUGUGCACAAGCUAUCACUUUGGUUCCUACAUGCAAUUCGUCUGUUUAUUGUACAGGUGAUCUUUUACACAGAGUUCAACUCACGCGCAUAUUUCCCGAUUCUAAAACAUUUGUUGAUUUGAAGUUGCAACGUUCUGAAAAUGAAACGUUAGCAGAUUUUGCAAAGCUUAUGGGUGAUACUAAUCAGAAUCCUUCGCGUGAACAGCUUGCUAUUUUUAUAGAUCAACAUUUCAUGGAAGGCAACGAGCUUGAACCGUGGAAGCCACCUGAUUUUGAUCCUGACCCACCAAUAUUAAAGGAGAUUUCAGAUCCUAAGCUGAGAUUGUUCGCAAAAAAUAUAAUAGCUUUGUGGGCAAAACUAGGACGAAAGGUGAAUGAUGAUGUGAAAAAAUACCCUGAUCUUUAUAGUUUUCUGUAUGUGCCAAAUGGUUUCAUCGUACCGGGGGGAAGAUUUAAAGAAUUAUAUUAUUGGGAUUCAUUUUGGAUAGUUCGAGGUCUUCUGAUAAGUAACAUGACUCAGACAGCUAAAGGUAUGAUAGAAAACUUGUUGUAUUUAGUUGAAAAAUAUGGAUACAUACCCAACGGAAGUCGAGUUUAUUACCUUGGCCGAAGUCAACCGCCCUUAUUAGCAGCCAUGGUAGCCAGUUAUUACGCGGCUACCGGAGAUCUGUUGUGGCUCGAAAAACAUAUCGGUACAGUCGAAAAGGAACUACAGUAUUGGUUGAGUAAAAAAAAGGUAGUAGUUGAAGUAAAAGGAAAUAAAUACAUGCUAUUGAGAUAUUUAGCAGAUAGACAAGCAAUUGGGCCACGGCCAGAAUCAUACUUCGAAGAUUACACUAAUGCCUUUGUUUUGCCAAAUCAUGAUAUGCGUCAAGACUUUUACAGAGAAAUGAAAAGUGCAGCAGAAAGCGGAUGGGACUUUUCUUCGAGAUGGUUCGUUACAGCUAAAAAUGAAGUCAUUGGCAAUUUAACAGAUGUACAUGUGACACGUAUUUUGCCUGUUGAUUUAAAUUCAAUAUUCGCCGGUGCUCUUGAACUUACCGGUAAUUUCCGCAACAUAUUAAAAAAUCGAAGAGAGGCUCAAAAAUGGUGGAGCUUAGCGAAAUAUUGGAGAAAUGCUAUAGAUGAUGUUAUGUGGGAUCCAGUCGAUGGAGUUUGGUACGAUUACGAUGUUCAGGCCAAGUCGCCUAGAAAGCAUUUUUAUCCCAGUUGCUCAUCACCGCUGUGGGCAGGUGCAGUCGAGGAGCACAGUGUAUCAAAGUACGCUGCACAAUUAUGUAAGUACCUCUUAUCUUCUGGUGCGCUUAACUUUCCUGGUGGUAUUCCUUCAUCAAUAUUACAUUCUGGUGAACAAUGGGACUUCCCAAAUGCUUGGCCACCACUUCAGAGUAUUUUAAUUGGUGGAUUGGAGGCUAGCGGUAAUGAGGAAGCCAAACAAUUGGCCAGGGAGCAAGCUCAAAUAUGGGUUCGAUCUAAUUAUAUAGGCUUCAGUUUAUGGCAGAAGAUGUUUGAGAAGUACAGUGCAGUGCAACCGGGUCACGAAGGCAGUGGCGGAGAAUAUACAGUGCAAGAUGGUUUCGGAUGGACGAAUGGAGUGAUUUUAGAGUUACUACAAAGAUAUGGCAAAGACUUGACACUUCAUGAACAGCCAGCUUCUCCUUCAGUUAGCAUGAUUGUGUAAUUUAUUUGUAGUUACAAUGUGUAUGUGUUUAAUGUGUUACAUAUUACGCUGUGACUUAUUAAAUUAGUUUCUCAACAAUUUAACAAUGUGUUCAUAAAAUUAAGCAGGAAUUUUGUAUGUCAAAUUUAAAUCAAAAAUUAUAUUUAAAUUCAAUUAGUAAAA
Molecule: messenger RNA, 3829 nt
Organism: Melitaea cinxia (Glanville fritillary)
Lineage: Eukaryota; Metazoa; Arthropoda; Insecta; Lepidoptera; Nymphalidae
Exons: 3
Coding region: 50-3667 (1205 amino acids)
Biological process (GO): trehalose catabolic process
Molecular function (GO): alpha,alpha-trehalase activity
Source: RefSeq, a predicted model, not a curated record